CCACCCUAUAAAUAUCGUGGCUAUUUGAAAAUCACUCUCGUGUUUGCAAGUCAACGAAGUUGCAGAAUGGACCUUCUCAAGAUUUCACUUCUUUUUAGCGGUUAUUUGUUCACGAAUGCGCAGAAUUUUGAUGAAUACCUACGUGACUACUCUCCAAACUGCCAGAGUAUGAUGAAAAGUUACCCAAUAUGCAACGAUGUCCUUAUGCAGUACGUGUGCUUGAAGUCUUGUGCAUACGAAAAGGAAUUCCCACUUACAUGCGGAAAAAGGCAUGUUGUAUCAUCGCAAUUUCAAGAAAACAACACAGCAAAGAGAGCAAGAGGAAAAUAUGCUGGUUCAAGAAAAUUUAAGCUCGCGGUUCCUAAAUUUGCUAAGGAAAAAAGAAUCGUUGGAGGGACGGAGAGCGAAGAAGGGUCUUGGCCAUGGCAAGUUGCUUUAAUGUUUAAGGGGAAACAGCACUGUGGAGGAGCUCUGAUUUCACCCGGUUGGGUUGCAACAGCCGCACAUUGUUUUGGGAAAUCAACUUCGAAGAUUGCAAGCGAUUGGAGUGUUGUCCUGGGUGAAUACAAGCUUGCAUCUACUGAUAAAUUUGAGCAAUACAGACAAGUGAAGAAGAUCAUAAUUCACCCGCAGAACUUCCGUUAUUCGGAUAUUGGCUACCAUGAUAUACCUGAUGAUUAUGAUAUUGCUCUCGUACAACUGUCUCAUGCAGCUGUCCUGUCCGACUGGGUGAAUACCAUCUGUCUACCGGACGACCUUGUCAGUUUUCCUCAUGCAAAACAAUGUUACAUCGCUGGUUGGGGCAAAACACAGUGGGGAGGUUCACAGCCUGAUGCGCUGAGAGAAGCAGUUGUUAAGCUUGUUGCAAGGACCACAUGCAAUUCUCCUGAAUCCUACAAUGGAAAGGUUCAUCAACGCGCUAUAUGCGCUGGUUAUGCUGAUGGUGGAGUGGACGCGUGUCAGUAUGACAGCGGAGGAGCACUAGCCUGUGAGUUCAAUGGCAGGUUCUACGUACAUGGUCUUGUCUCCUGGGGUAUUGGAUGUGCAAGAAAGUUUAAAUAUGGCGUUUAUGCGAAUGUCCCAAUUCUUAGAGGAUGGAUAGUCGAGACAAUUUUAAAUGAAGAACCCACCAUCAAAACGAUUGCGAAUCGAUUGAAUGAUGUGUUUAAGCCUUUACUAAACUCAACAGAACUUUUUUGAUAGUAAGACGGUUUUACACUGAGAAGACGUUUACCAGGACACGUCCUUUGUUGAAUGUAGAAAUAAUGAUGAUGAUAAUCAUAA
This is a messenger RNA of Rhopilema esculentum, 1284 nucleotides long. RefSeq names its product brain-specific serine protease 4. Gene Ontology annotation, molecular function: serine-type endopeptidase activity. Gene Ontology annotation, biological process: proteolysis. Lineage: Eukaryota; Metazoa; Cnidaria; Scyphozoa; Rhizostomeae; Rhizostomatidae. The record is from RefSeq and is a predicted model, not a curated record.